AUGGCGUACGAGAUUUUGCUACUAGAGGUGACAUUCCUUGGCCAUAUAGUCAGUGUAGAUGGGAUUAAGGUAAAUCCGACCAAGAUAGAAGCAGUUAGAGAUUGGCCUAGGCCAAGGAAUUCCUUGGAGGUUAGGAGCUUCCUUGGGUGGGCGGGAUAUUACAGGCGGUUCGUGGAAGGGUUUUUAAAGAUUUCUACACCAUUGACUGAGUUAACGCCGAAGAAUCUGAAGUUCUCAUGGUCAGAAAAAUGUGAGGGUAGUUUCCUGGAACUGAAGCAACGAUUGAUUAUUACUCUGGUGCUGAGUUUUCCUUCAGUCUGGGACAAAUUUGUGGUGUAUUGCGACGAAUCAAUAUUGGGGUUAGGAUGUGUGUUGAAGCAGAGUAGGAAGGUUAUUGCCUAUGCAUCGUGA
Molecule: messenger RNA, 411 nt
Organism: Humulus lupulus (European hop)
Lineage: Eukaryota; Viridiplantae; Streptophyta; Magnoliopsida; Rosales; Cannabaceae
Exons: 1
Coding region: 1-411 (136 amino acids)
Source: RefSeq, a predicted model, not a curated record